Microplitis mediator is the source of this 1937-nucleotide messenger RNA. RefSeq lists its product as uncharacterized. The record is from RefSeq and is a predicted model, not a curated record. Gene Ontology annotation, biological process: detection of chemical stimulus involved in sensory perception of smell; sensory perception of smell. Lineage: Eukaryota; Metazoa; Arthropoda; Insecta; Hymenoptera; Braconidae. The transcript has 5 exons. Gene Ontology annotation, molecular function: olfactory receptor activity; odorant binding. Gene Ontology annotation, cellular component: plasma membrane. The coding region runs from base 342 to 1604 and encodes 420 amino acids.
UGAUUGAUUGAUUGGCGCCAAAGUUUAUAAGAAAAUAGUCUCAAUAUUCGUAUUUUUCUACGAAGUAAAGACGAUAGACAAAAGCAAGUAUACCAUGUGUGAAAAACUAUCACCUGCUCAAAUAUUCAAUAGCAAUUUAGUGCAAUCAUAUUUGAAUAAUAAAUCAACUUUUGCGGGAAAAAAUAUUUAAGUAGCAUUAAAAAAAUUGCAGCAUUUUACCAACGUUUUAGUAAAUUACUACCUUAGGUACCAACUCGUAUUUUCUUUAGCUUCCUUUGUUCUUGGGUUAAACGAACUUGGAAAAAAGGAAUAAAAAUUAUCUAUAAUAUAAACUGGCAGAUAUGAAAAGUAUAUCCGUCGAAACACAUCGUGUCUGCUUGAACAAGUGUCUCAGCUAUUUCAGGUUUUCGGGCAUCUGGAUAUCGGACUCGUCUACACCGUUGAGAAAAUUAAUAAGUUUAUUUUGCAGAUUAUUAAGUUUUUUCGUUUUGAUCUCCUAUAUUUUGACAUCAAUGGCCGAUCUUGUUGUUAAUUGUAAUGAUUUAGUUGUUAUUGUUGAUGACAGUUGUUUUAUUGCUGGCGCUGGUUCGGCAUUUUUUAAAAUAUGCACUGUUAUAUUUAAAUAUCAGAAAUUUGAAAAACUCAUCAGUGACAUUCAUGAUCCAGUUGAUGUACUUCGACAAUCAAAUGAUAAAGGAGUAAUGAAGAUAAUAAAAAGAUGUGCAUUUUUUGAAACACUUGACUACUAUUUGUGGUCAAACGCAACAUUCGUACUUGGAUUCGCAACAAUAUUUUUAGUAACAUCUCAAAAAGGUGAAUUACCGAGCAGAGCAAUAUUUCCAUUCGACAUAACCAGACCUUCGAUGUACGCAGUAGCACUUUCUAUUCAAAUUUACACAGUAAUUUACGGUCUAAUUAGUUUGAUGGCCAUUGAAAUAACAAUGUGGGGCCUACUGAGAUGGACUACAGUUCAAAUUCAAGUUUUGUCUUGCAAUUAUAAAAAUUGCGACAGAAAUUUAUCGAGACGUCCACGUGUUUCAUCUCAAAGCCAAUUUGACGACAUCCAAAAAUUCAAUUUGUCUGAAAUAGAUGACGAGGAAAUGGAAAUAAAAAAUUUUUUACUGUUUGAAAAUGAUAAAAAUAAUCGUCAAGUUGACAUCAAUUGUUUUCAAUGGAGACUUCGGUACUGCAUAAAACAUCAUCAGAGAAUUGUUGAAAUCGUUAAUCAUCUUAACGAUACUCUGAGCACUUGUCUUAUGGUACAACUUGCUGUCAGUACAAUGAUAUUUUGUUUGAAUGGUUUUCUUGCAGUCACGUUUCCUCAUGAUAAAAAAAGAUUGAUGAGGUCGAUUUUUUUCCUUCUAGUAGGGUUUAUACAAAUUUUUUACUGGUGUCGCUUUGGUAAUGAACUUAAAUUUCAGGCAGACUAUCUGACGACAAGUCAGUGGAUGAGUGGCUGGGAGAGUAAUUUUAACCGUAAUUUAAAAAAUUACCUUACAACUGCCAUGAUAAGAACAAUGAAACCUGUGGAAAUAAGAGCCGGGGGUCUUUUUAUUUUAUCUAUGGAGACUUUUAUUUCGGUAAAUAAUUAUUUAGAUAAAUAAAUUAAAUAUUUAUUUACUGAAAAAUAUUUGUCAGAUAAAGAUAUGUAAUUUUUUAUAUAUAGAUUUUAAAGAAUUCGUAUUCUGUAUUUGUACUAUUAACUACUGUCGACGAAUAAUUAGUUAAUUAUGUUAAUUAAUUAUUUUAUUGGAGAAAGUAGUCAUACAGGACUGAUGUAGAUAUUGUUACAAUCACAAUGUAAUUAAUUUUUUACAUUGUUUUUUUUUUUAAAUAUGACAUACUCACUUUGUUACAGCAAACCAAUAAAUUACAAAAAUCAAAUUAAUAUUUAUGCCUGUAAAUAAUUGUAGAAAAAAAUAUAAAUUAGUAAAUCG